UACCAAUUAGCAACACACUAGAUAAGUGGCGUUUAUUUUAUAAUUUUUUAAAGUUUAUUUGAGUGAAUGAGAUAGGAGGCCGCACAUUCUAUCCGAGAAGGGAAGGCUUCGAUUGGAGACGGAAGGCUGAACUCGAACUGUGCUCUCGUCGACGGAGGAGACAGGACGGAAGGCGGAGCUCUUGUCGACGGAGGAGACCUGACGGAAGGCUGAGCUCUCGUCGACGGAAGAGAGGAACUGUGCCGACCAUCUGCAUCGAACGCGAAGGUCCGAAUCUGACCUUCGCCGGACGGAAAAUGACGGCGGCCAUCAAACUGCAAAGGAUGAAGUGGUGUUUUAGUAUGGGGACCUUGUGUUGAACCGUGGGGAUUUGAUGACAGUACAUUCCGGUGAGCACAUAUCGCAUCUUGUGCUUGAUGCGUGGUCUACCAUUCUUAAUCACAAAGAGCUCUACCAUAGUGUGGAUUCCCCUUUCAGAUUCUUUGCAAAGUCAUAGAAAUGUUUAUAUAUGUCUGAAGGCAGUACCUGAUGAAACCCCACUGCGUUUGAUAAUUUUGUGAUGCAUUGGAUGCUUAUUGGACCUCUACCACACCAUUAAAUGCAGAUCUGGCAUAGUACUUGCUAUGAUAUUUAUCCCAGUAGGCUGGAAGUGUUGGAGAGGACAUGCGGGCUAAGAUGCGUGACAUGCUUGUGCAAUCCUUUGAAAACGAAGGCAUGAAAGGAAAGCUGAGAAAGCUAGGUACACAGCCGCCAACGCGGCUUAAAAUGCCUUGGAGGGAGCCCACUUCCAUACAUCAGGACGGUGUUGCAACUAUGCGUCAUAUGGAGACUUACAUGGGUCGUGGAGUCAAAGGAUGGGACUGUGGAUUGAGCAGGGAAGAUUGGAAAGCCUUUAAUGCAUUACGGUCAAAGUACUGUGCUUGUAUUGUUUUGGCUGAGGUGAAUGAGAUGAAGGAGGAGAAUAUGACAAAGGUAAAUAAGUUUGUGGCUUGUUGAUGUUGGUUAUGCAUUCAUUUUUUACUUUUGCACCAUAAUAUUUGGGGAGUAAAUUUCAGUAAUGGUGCCUGAACUUUCACUGGAAUUUCGAAGUGGAUCUUGAACUUUAAAUCUUUUCACAAAAGUACCUGAACCUACAUAAUCUUUUCACUAAAAGUCCAUUUACCCGUUUCCAGGUUAACUUCCGGU
Molecule: messenger RNA, 1185 nt
Organism: Cuscuta campestris
Lineage: Eukaryota; Viridiplantae; Streptophyta; Magnoliopsida; Solanales; Convolvulaceae
Source: the annotation of a GenBank genome assembly